AGGUUAAGAUUAAUGUAUGUAAAUCAAACUACUUCACUAAUUGUAGGCAUGUGAUUAAAAAUAGAAAGAACUAAUAAAACCUUAAUUAGACCCAUUACAGUUCUUUUUCCAUUUUUGUUACCAAAAUUAAUCACAAUGUAUAAUCUCUUGAUAAAAGAUUUCAAGAAAUCUCACUUAUUCCUGGAUUCUCUCACCUUUCCAUUUUCAUAUCCUCCUAAAAAUGAACUCUAUUUAUUAUAUAGUAGGAUUGACAUUCCUUUUCACUUUCUUUAUCAUCUUUUCUCCAGACACAUGUAAAUUAUCAAACAAUUUAGGUCUACAUCAAUGGUUUCCACUCCAAAAUGAUAAACGUUGCGACUUGUUUAGCGGUCACUGGGUUCCAGACCUGAGGGGGUCUCAGUAUACAAAUGUGAGCUGCAAAUCGAUCCCUGACUCGAAGAAUUGCUUUAAACAUGGAAGAAAUGAUACAAAUUUCUUAAACUGGAGAUGGAAACCUGAUGGCUGCGAACUUCCGAGAUUCGAUCCCAGGAUUUUUUUCGCAGUUGUUCGAGGAAAGACGAUGGCUUUUAUAGGAGAUUCUGUAGCAAGGAACCAUGUCGAAUCGCUACUUUGCCUCUUGUCCCUGGAGGAAAUUCCGUUGAACACUUUCAGGGAUGCUGAUAAUCGUUCUCUAACUUGGCAUUUUCCGAACAACAAUUUCACUCUGAUGGUGCUAUGGACCAAAUUCUUGGUGAAAGCCGAGGAGAGAGUGGUCAACGGAACAAAUUCAGGCUCUUUCGAUUUACAUGUAGACAAAAUCGAGAGAAAUUGGACAUCUAAACUUCCAGAAAUGGACUACGCCAUCAUCUCAGGCGUACAUUGGUUAUUCAGAAAAAACUACCUAUAUGAAAACGGAAAUCUAAUCGGCUGCAUAUAUUGCAACGAACCGGACACAAAAAGCUAUAAUCUCGAGUAUGGCAUCGAAAGAAUUACAAGACUAGUUCUUAAAUAUAUAAACAACUGCAAACAAUGCAAAUCCGGGUUAGUGACUCUAUUAAGGACGUACUCACCGGCACAUUUCGAGAAUGGUUCGUGGAACACAGGCGGAAACUGUAACCGCACCAAGCCGUUCCGAGAGGGAGAAAUAAACUUGGAAAGUUCAGAAUUGAAGCUGAGAAGCAUCCAAGCAGAGGAGUUGCAGAAGGCAAGAAAAGUAGGGAAAAGAGGAAAUUAUUUUGAGAUUUUGGAUGUGACUAAAGCUAUGUUAAUGAGACCUGAUGGACAUCCUGACGGGUAUUGGGGUAAUAAGUGGAUGCAAGGUUAUAAUGAUUGUGUUCAUUGGUGCAUGCCAGGACCUAUUGAUGUGUGGAAUGAUUUGUUAAUGGCUUUGCUUAAGAGAUUUACUGAUUUCUCCAUACUUAAGGAGAUUAAUCAGUGAGAAAAUUUUGACUGUAAAAAAAAUAGAAAAAAAUAACAAUAAUAAUA
Mercurialis annua (annual mercury) is the source of this 1464-nucleotide messenger RNA. Its product is annotated as xyloglucan O-acetyltransferase 3-like. The coding region runs from base 221 to 1417 and encodes 398 amino acids. Gene Ontology annotation, molecular function: O-acetyltransferase activity. Lineage: Eukaryota; Viridiplantae; Streptophyta; Magnoliopsida; Malpighiales; Euphorbiaceae. The record is from RefSeq and is a predicted model, not a curated record. Gene Ontology annotation, cellular component: Golgi apparatus. The transcript is spliced from 3 exons.